Paramormyrops kingsleyae is the source of this 3466-nucleotide messenger RNA. RefSeq names its product core 1 synthase, glycoprotein-N-acetylgalactosamine 3-beta-galactosyltransferase 1, like b (gene c1galt1lb). Gene Ontology annotation, cellular component: membrane. The record is from RefSeq and is a predicted model, not a curated record. NCBI's taxonomy places the organism in Eukaryota, Metazoa, Chordata, Actinopteri, Osteoglossiformes, Mormyridae. Gene Ontology annotation, molecular function: N-acetylgalactosaminide beta-1,3-galactosyltransferase activity.
UCAUCGAGCUGAUUCAGAUCGGCUAUGCACUUUUGAUUUAUUUUUUUUAGUUCUAUGGAAGGUGUUUGACUGCUAGUUAACAGUACAACGUUGGUUUGCUGAGGAAUUAAAGGGAGAACAAUUACAUUGUCAGAUUAUGUGAAGCUACUCCCCAGUAAAAUUUUAUUUAAUAGAAAUCAGUCAUUAAUCACUCAGUGAUUAAAACUAGACUAAAAAGCUGUUUGCCAUAAAGUUUACCCCAUGCCAUUGUAGGGUAUAUUUCAGUAUGUCUGUCUGAUGAUGCUUGUUGUUUUUUCUUUUUUUUUCUUUUCAAUGGAUUGUAUUUAAUAUGCCUUUUUCUGAGCCUUUAUGGAAAUCGUUCAGCUGAGCAUAACCAUGCAUAACUGUAAACAAUCACCUCGUGACCACAGCGACUCAUCAGAAUGGUGUAACGUGAGCUGGGGCAUCCGAGGGCUGGAGCUCAUUCUAGGGGGUGGAUUCCUCUCAAAAAUGCACACAGAAUAGCCAAGGAAUUUCUCUCUAUGAAGGUUAAGAAUAUUAAUACUUUCCUCAUGAUUUUAAUUAGUAUCGCUAGUGAUGUUAGUGAGGUUUUAAAUCAUCAGUCACAUGAAUGCCCUGGGUUGGCUUGUUGGCAAACAUGUUUUACUAAGAAUAGUAAUACGCAGCCGUGUUUGAUAUGGUUACUACCCCCGGCUCCAUGUUCUGUCAGUAUUUGCCUCUACUGGGCAAGUGAAUGAUGGUGUUUCUCUGCAAUCAAGUGGCAUUUCAGUGUGCCAUUACCCCUACAAAGCAGAUAAGCAGAAAAGGUCUUUGUUUAUAAGUUUUGUGGAUGAUGAUACCAAUUUAAAGUCUGUACUGUACAUAAUUUUGCUUCACAUGGGAGGGGUUUAUGACCAUUUCUGUAUGCACAGUCAUUUGCCAUGGGGUGGAAUUACCUUGUCAUUAAAAUACUCUAACUGAUCUUUCUGAUCUAAUUUCAAUGUGGCACAUGUUAGGUUAAGUUCCUGGCACCCACAUGUAAAUGCUACACGUAGUUAAACGUGUGUGCCUCAUCAGAAUCCCUAAUAAUAAAUUCUGUGUAUUCUUAGAAAAAAACUCUUUUAAAUACAUGCUUCACCAUGAGAAAUCUGUUGUUCAAUAAAUGGACUGGAAUUUCAGGCAGUUUCGGCUAAUUUCACUAUAGGGGAACUACGAUAUUGUGCCAGGAUACCGCGGUGGGAGAUAUUACGACUUAAGCGAAAUAAACAGUAUUAAAGGCGAAAUCCUUAUGACGGCCUCAUUUGAGCCACACGCUCCGCUGCGCUUUGCGCACGCGCAACCUGUGAAUGGGCCGUCUGUGUGACGUUAGCGAGGAGAGCGACUCCUAGCAACGGGCUGCUAACUGCGAGCGCUGACGGGAGGCGGAAGGUCGGAUAACGAGACGUGAAGUUUGCAGAUGGGCAUUUCGUUAGCCUGCGGUCGUGUGUCUUGAGACUUAAGCAAACGAGCUGCCACGUUGUUGUAUGUCAACAUUUCAGGUGACGUUUUGAAAGGGAAGCUUGGCCUUUCAUCCACGGCUAGCUGGUGAGCUGCGAUGAUGGUUUGCCCCACAGACCCUUGGCAGGUUGCUUCGGGGAACUCCGCGUUGCGACGGUGUUAAGAUCCGGGCCAAGAGCACAUGGAAAAGGGGUGAGAGUCAUCCAGCGCCGGGAUGAAGGUCGUCAGUGCAAGGUGCGCCUUCUAUGCUGGAUUUGUGAUAGGAGCCUGCAUGCUGUACGGGUUCCUGCACCAGUGGAGGUUGGACAGUGCAGCCCUGUCUUCCAGGAUCCUGGAAGAACAAGCAAAUGUAGUGGGGUUGCUGGAAAGCAAAGCCAAGAAAUCGAAGGAGAAAUUCCCCACAUCUGUCAGCAGAAGUCUGCUACACUUGGCAGGGGAAGACCGCCUCGUUGCGGACGAGCUCUACAACAAGGUCCGCAUUCUCUGCUGGGUGAUGACCGGCCCAAAAAACCUGGAGACGAAGGCACGUCACCUCAAGGCCACCUGGACGCGGCACUGCAACGUGGCGGUGUUCAUGAGCUCGGAGGACAACCCGGACUUCCCUGCCGUGGGCCUUGGCACCAAGGAAGGCCGCGACCAGCUCUACUGGAAGACCAUCCGUGCCUUUCACUACGUGCAGGAGAAGCACAGCCAGGACGCCGACUGGUUCCUCAAAGCCGACGACGACACUUUUGUCGUGGUGGAGAACCUGCGCUGGCUGCUGGCGAAUCACACGCCUGAGGAGCCUGUUUAUUUCGGCAAGCGCUUCAAGCCGUUCGUCAAGCAGGGCUACAUGAGCGGCGGCGCCGGCUACGUGCUCAGCAAGGAGGCGCUGCGGCGCUUCACAGAGGGCUUUCGCACCCAGGUGUGCAGCCACACCUCCUCGAUAGAGGACCUGGCUCUGGGGCAGUGCAUGGAGAAGAUGGGAGUCCGGGCCGGAGACUCCCGGGACACUCUGAAGCGCGAGACCUUCCACCCGUUUGUCCCUGAGCAGCAUCUCACCUCCAAGUUCUCAAAGACCUUCUGGUACUGGAAUUACUGCUAUUACCCCGUUGUUCAGGGUCCCCAGUGUUGCUCUGACCUCGCGAUCUCCUUCCACUAUGUCAACCCGAAUACGAUGUACAUGCUAGAGUACUAUACCUACCACCUGCGUGCCUACGGUUACAAGUACCGCUACCAAUCAGCCAUGCCGAGCACCUUAAGCGGGACCCUGAACGGGAGCAUGAGAGAGAGCCACAGACACGGCAGCAUGGUCCCAGAGAAAGAUGGAUCGCCCUCCAAUCAGGCCGCAGGACAAGCAUGAGUGGUGGCCGGCUCUGUACCUGUGGGGCAGGGUCCUAAGGGUGGGACUGCGACCCCCGGAUGCCUGCAAGGUGACCCUCACGCAGCGGCUUUAAGCGCUGGGCUCCAUAGCCAAGUGGCCUUAAAGUUUCCACCAUUCUUCUUUUAAAAAAAAAGAUAUUUUUUUGCCCAUCAACAUUAAUCUAUUUUACUAUGGAUGGAUUCAUCUGAAAGGGGAAACCAUAUUUUUAAAAUCUUAAGGAAUUUUUAUACAGUUUUCAAAAUCUCUUAAUUUGGUAUAUAUCUGGGGGGUAAUCAAAUAUUUUAUUAAAAGAAUGAGCUUUAUUGACUAUUGAUUCUUGUGCCUUUUAUUGCAGUUUCAGAUUAAAAUGCCAAGGAGUAUUGAUUUUUAUAAGCGGAAAUGAAUGGCUGUACAGUGGUAUGUUGAAGUAUCCUGUUUGAUGAUUAAACGUGACAUUAAGGGGUGUGGGGUUCUGCUUCACAUGGUCUGUUUUUUGUGGAUUCUAUAUUUAGUGGAACCAGCUAAACCUUCUAUUGUGUUGUAUCCUAUUUAUAUAAAAGGCAUUUACAAGCCUGUUGUCAGCCAUCUGAGUGAGACAUUGGGCAGGGAAGCUCUUGGUUGGUAAAAAUAAACACUGCCUGACUUAUA